Molecule: messenger RNA, 1047 nt
Organism: Mastomys coucha (southern multimammate mouse)
Lineage: Eukaryota; Metazoa; Chordata; Mammalia; Rodentia; Muridae
Gene: Pudp
Product: pseudouridine 5'-phosphatase
Exons: 1
Coding region: 52-753 (233 amino acids)
Molecular function (GO): phosphatase activity
Source: RefSeq, a predicted model, not a curated record
GCGUCUGGGCAUGCGCUUCUCUUUUGACCCUGCCCCUCCACCACUACCAUUAUGGCGGAGACAAUUCCUGUGCCCCAGUUUCGGCCAGUUACACACCUGAUAUUUGGCCUGAAUGGACUUCUUCUGAAUACUGAAGAUUUAUAUACCGAAGUGUUUCAAGAAAUAUGCACGAGCUAUGGGAAGAAAUACAACUGGGAUGUUCAGUGCCUGGUCAUGGGGAAGAAUGCUCUAGAAACUGCCCAAAUUAUAGUAGAGUUCCUGAAGUUACCCAUUUCCAAAGAAAAACUAUUGGAAGAAAGCCAGAAGAAGCUUCAGGAGGUGUUACACACUGCCGCACUCAUGCCAGGAGCUGAGGAAUUGAUCCACCACCUGAGAAAACACCACUUACCCUUUGCCCUGGCCACCAGCUCCCUGACCGUUCCCUUCCAAAAGAAGACCAGUAGACACAAAGGGUUCUUCGGUUUAUUUCACCACAUCGUCCUGGGGGAUGAUCCUGAAGUACGGAAUGGCAAGCCAGCCCCAGACAUAUUUCUAACCUGUGCUAAGAGGUUCUCUCCUCCGCCUGUUCCACAAGACUGCCUCGUCUUUGAAGAUUCUCCAGAUGGGGUGGAGGCAGCCGUGACCUGUGGGAUGCAGGUCGUUAUGGUGCCUCAUGAAAACCUAAGUGCAGACCAAACAAAAAAUGCCACCCUGGUGCUGAGUUCCCUCCACGACUUCAAACCGGAACUGUUUGGUCUACCUGCCUAUGAGUGAUAAUGGUGAAGGGUGACCGUGCUGCUGUGUGGACCCACAUUGCUUUGUGGAAGCAUUAGGAAAUCCACAGUACCCAAAUUGUAACCUUUAUUGUCACUGUAGGUUAUAAAGUCAUGGGUUCCAUUAUUUAUUCAGCCUCCUCUGUGAUUUGCUCUACAUUUGACUGUAGAAAGAAAACGAGAGCUCAGAUUGACAUCUACAGUAACUAUCUUAAGUAAAGCUGACUUGGUAUACACUAAAGGGAGUGUUACAUGCAUGUUUAUAAUACAUGUGAAUAUAACCACUAUAUGAUUA